AUGAGCUCACUUGUACGUCUCGCAACUGUCUUUAUCUUUUGCGCUACCAUUCUUACCAGCACAUCAUCAGCUCAUCCGGAGUACUUUAUUCGGGCAGCUAAAUGGAGUCAUUUAUCACCAUCAGGUGGCGCUCUAGUUUCCGGUCGUGGAAACUUCCGUCCAGGCUUUAACUCUCGUCUUUGGUCAUCUAUGAUAGCUGAGCCAAGUUUCAAUAAGAGAUCGUUCAACAGUAAAUCGGACGAAGAACCAAAACGAUAUUCGUUGAAUGCCCCUAUUGAGGCUAUUCUUUCUUCUGUUAUUCGACAAUCAUCUGUUCCUGAUACUCUACUUCCAACUGUAUGUCCUCCAUCAUGUGAUGAAUUAUUUCAUGCCAUUGAUGCUUCUGGACUGAGUAAUACAGGCUUAAACACUUCUAUUUCGGAAUCCUGUAGCUGUGUUUGUCCGGAAGAUCAACCGGUUUAUUUAAAUACUGCUGGCUAUUGUGUUAACAAACUUGAUGAGUGUAGACAUAAUAUACCAUUCGAAUCUUCUCAUAUAACGGAAAAGUACCUUCCAGUGGUUACUUUGCCAGCUCAUAACGGUGUUGUUCUUCCGCGAACAAAAAUCUUAUGGAAAGAAAGUGGAAUUGAAGUGUCUCCAACAGGAGCUGUCAACUGCUCCAUCACUGGAGUCUAUCAUGAGAAUAUUUCACAUCGAUGGCGUCCAGCCAGCAAAAAACAUCUGUUCAAUCUUUUGACAGCGGGUGGACAAACGGUUAUUAUGUUCCGUGGAUCGGAUCAUGAUGCAAAUCAUCUGGUAGGAGCUGUUGUUCAAUUGAAAGUUUCCUGUGCGCGCUUUUUGGCUGAUGAGCAUUGUCUCUCUUUCCGCGUAGCGGGUGUAUCCGGUAACAAUCCAUACAAAAAUGGCGAUGAGAACAGGAAUCCUGAAGUUGGAAUAACGCUGUUGCUAGUCGGAUUGCUUAUCUUAACACUGCUCGGCACUUUCUUCAUCUGGCAAAUGUGUUGGAGAAGGAAAAAACAACAGCUCAUUUCGGAUAUUCAAAUGCAGUUCCUUUACCAUUUCAAGCAACAACAAGAAGCUCAUAAAGCUGCCGUAGCUGCUGCUCAAAUGUCUCGAGGAGGUAUAUCAUCUCCAAAUGAGUUUUCCCCCCGAGAUCAGAUGUCUCCAACAUCAUCUGAUUACUCAUCUCCUUUAUCUCCAACCGAAAGCACGGGACAGAAAAAACGCUUAUUUUUCAGUGCUGAAUAUCUUGAUCGAGAUUACAUGGAAAACCCUCCCGCGAUGGCUGAACAAUUUCUUUAUGAUUUACGUAGGAUGAUUGAUGUGGCAAGGGAUAGAAUACGAAUGAGACGAUUUGUUCCUAUGCUUAUAGCGAUUCCAGAAUUACCUGAAGAAGGAAAAUAUUCAAUAGGGGAUAGAAAAAUCCAUCCGUGCGCCAUCAUAGAAGAGAAUCCUAUGGAAAGCUCUAUGGAAAGUCAAGAAUCUCCCAGAAGUGAACCAAAAUCCAUCGAUAGCGGACGUGAAUCACGCGAGGAUUCGGAUGAUUCGCGCGAUAUUGAAGAAGAUGAAGAAGAUGACAUUACACAAGAAGUUGAUAAUAACAACAAACAAUUAAAUAUAGAAACUGUUGUUCGAAAGGAUUCUGUUAAAAAAAUUGUCAGCGGUUUUGAAUCAUUGUCUUCUUCUAACAAUAGUUUUAAUGGCUCUCACCAAAAUAAGCCAGCUUCGCCAACUUCUAAACUUCCAACUCCUUCAAAACCAACAAGUCGACCUUCGAACGUGCAAAAACCGCAGGGGUCUACACCAGGCACACCUGCUCCCCAUCCUAAAUCAGGAAUUCCAACUUUAAUGGGCCAAGCAAGCCCGAGACCAGUUCAUAGAGGGCUUACAGUUCCCAAAAGUCCUGUGACGCAGUCAUCAAGUUUAACGCCUCCCACAUCAAAACGUUCAACAGAUGAAAACAAAAGCCUCCGCUCAAGGAAAGGCUACCCCGUGUUUCCUGGAAGCUCCAUGCUGAACAAGUCUUUACCACGUCGUAAGCGAAGUUUACAAGAGCAGGUUCAAGCUGCUGAAACCACCAAAAAUUCGACAGCAGUUGUUUAA
Molecule: messenger RNA, 2103 nt
Organism: Auanema sp. JU1783
Lineage: Eukaryota; Metazoa; Nematoda; Chromadorea; Rhabditida; Rhabditidae
Source: the annotation of a GenBank genome assembly